UGGUUCUCUGAGUGCGGCCUGUUAACGUCGACUGCCAGUGCAACAACGAUCCAUGCGGACUAUGAGUUUGAUUGCUCGCCAACUAUGUUUACGAGUGUCAGUGUCCCCGUGUGUGUCGUUUGGUAUGUGCGCGUGGUCUGUAGGGCGCGUAAUGGAUGGGACCUUCUCGACACCACGGAUCAUGGAGUCGAUGUUCUCGACACCACAGACCAUGAGUCCCGAGACGCACAUUCGCUUGGCAGAACCGUUUCCUCCUUGUGCGAGAUCCGUGCGGCAUUUCAACGGUGUGACUACGAUCCAAGGGUCGAACGCAGAGGAAUUCGAGGAGGACCCCUGGAUGGCCAUCGUCCCGUGCACAGGCAGACGUUGACUUCAUGGUGUGUUGUUCGAUUUGCGUUGUCGUUCGCAGACAGUAUGUCUUCUUCCACGGGCGAGGUGGAGCCAACAGGGACCUCCGGGAAGGAAUCACGAAAAGAUUCCACGAGGAGGUCGUCUACUGCCACGCAAGGGUGGUCGAACCAUUCGAGGUCGAAAUGGUUCAUCGACUGGUGCUGUGGAGACGCUUCCAACCCCACUGCGCAGCCAUGUGGUCCUGUCAUCUUCAUCGAUGACAGCAGAAGGCGUAGAGUGCUUGGUGCCGUCUUGCGGUGGGAGGACACAAAGGGGGGCCGGCGACAUUUCUAUAUGCAAAAAGUUUAUGGCGCCAAGAGCAACGUCGUUGCCAAUUCGAAAGGGACGUUGUUGGACCUCGAAUUGUGUGAGGGGUUCGGAGCGGGUGCUGUGAACACCCCGUUGUACAGAGAACUUGUUCUGGGGGGCGGUUUUGUUUUGGCGCGUGAAUUUUUCAACAUGUUGGAGGACAAAAACAUCGCUCUAUAUGUCCCCUGCGACGUCAACCCAUCCCUGGAGCUGUCGUUGCCGUUGAAGCUGUGCAGCGGUUGCGAGUCAAGCAGGGCAGCGGCGAAGGGCGGUGAUCUGGGUUCUGGUCCCGCCACUCAGCUGCACCGUGGCGAGAGCCAAGGUCAGUUCGACGACAGCGAGGAUGAGGGGACUUCUCCGCCAUUGAGUGACACGCGGCGGUCUGUGUUGUCUAUUCCUGGGGUUCAGACUGAUGCUCCGGUUCAGCGGAAGAGUACGGGGCCUUCAGUACAGGUGGCGGCCUAUUCGAAGGUCGACUUGGACGCGAGCGAGGGACAGGGUGUGGAGGAGGUGGACGCAGGAGAUCUGGGCUCGCAAGGAGCUCCGCAAAAGAGGAGGGGGAAUCGUCCAGACGAGUUCGCCGGUUCUAUGAAGAAGUUAAAGAGCAAGGCCCCCAGGACUGUGGGGGAGAACCGGAAGGGGACCGAGGGGGAGCAGGGCCGGCAGGUUGCCAAACGACCGUCUUCGAGACAGAAGCAGCCUGAGUCUGGACCGUCUUCUCCACCGACAACAGGGACUCCCAUCGACGUCGAUGCCGGGUACUUCCUCGAGUACAAAGACGGCGUUCGGACAAAGCGGGAGUUCGACAUUAGCCCUGCGCAGGUCGUCGACCUCGGGGACUGGGAGGACCUGUACAACCAGCGGUCCCUGGAUCCCGUGCUCGUGGAAGGGAUCAAAGAAGCGAUGUGGUUGGCGUUCGAAAACAAAGCGCAGUCUUACGAUGUACCCACCCUGAAGUUGGCGCCGCUGGGGCUUGAUAAACCGACUCCGGGGACCAAGGCAGAACCUCUGAGGCCGGAGGAUUGGAGGGAUGAGCUGGCGGGACAAUACUACUACUACGCGGUAUUGCUCGGACACGACGGCGCAAAGUGGAUCAUGUGGAAGAAGAAAGUAAAAAACGUGAAGCCUGGGGUUGCAUACAUCCAUAAUGACAAGCUGGGCAGAAAGGAGGUCGUGUACAACGUCCCUGUAGACCCGCCGACAAAGAAAGGCAAAAAGGAGAAAGAUGAGGGCGAGUGCUUCGUGCAAGUGCUAGAGCCAGACGCGCAUUGUUGGAAAAUGAUGGAGUCGCUGACAGACAACGAGAAGUGCCGCGUCCUGAAGAAGGUGCUCGCUUGCGAGGUGGUUUGGGUACAGGUCGGCUCCCCAGCGUUCGCGAAGCUCGGAAAGCUGAGCGUCGAGGAGGUGGUGAAUUUGGUGAAGUGCAACCGGGUGCUGGUGCGUCUGUGGAACUACUACCAGUUCAAGCACGACAAAAGGCCGGACGCGGAUUGGAGCCAGAGGUUCCCGUUCCUGAAAUCAAGGUCCGCAAUUUUCAGACAGUUUGAGAGUCGUGGUUUGGAUGCUGAGUUGUGGGACGGGAGCACGAAAUACACGCUCGUUGUUUUUGUCCCGCGGCAGCAGAACCUCUCAUUUCUGGCCAGCAUGAACCAUCUUUCUUUCAUCAAACUGCUGGAACGGAAGUGGGUGAGGAGGAGUCAACGAAAGAAAAGCUUCCCCGUCGGGAACAAUUUGUACACGGAAGACGACCGGAUGUACAUACUCUUCAAAGGCGACGAUUUGCGGGCCAACACGUCCGUCGUCUACGAGGGGAAACUGCCGGCAGGCGCCGCUGCUGCAGUGCGGGUACCACAGAGAGUUACGCAAACGGAUGAGUCCGACAUCCCGUUCAACCCUUGCGACUGGUCGCAUACCUCGCCUGCACGUCGGGGCAGUGUGUACGGGGACAUGGAACGCAACCCCGCGCAAUUCGUUCAGCUUCUCGAAUCCGUCACCAAGAAGGGGGAGGGUGUCGUCUUCCUCGGGAAGCCACACGCGYGGUCAGUCUGGGAAGUACUGAAGGCAGGACGGCACGUCAUCGCGAUGGAAGGGAACUCCGAGCCCUUGYAAUUUACAAUUGAUCUCGUCAAAAGCGAGGUCAAUUCGGGUGCCCACAAUUGCGAGUUCAUGGUCRUCACCGAGACUCGAGCUCGCGCGUGGAACAACAAGACGGACAUGUGGUUCAAGUUGAGUGCGAGGAAGCGGAACAAGAUAUACGACUUCUUGUUCCUGCAAACGCGGCUGAAGAGAGACACUGACGCCGAGUGCGUGCACCGCAAGGACCACAUGUUCACGUUGCUCGACAACUACCACGGCGCCUCCCUCAUGAAUGCGAAGACCUUCCUCGAGAGGUUGCAGUCCCUUUACUUCGUGGAGUUAGAGGAGGAGCUGACGUUCGGCAGUUACUCCUCCUUGAUCUCCACGGAAGACGAGGAGACCACCGGCAUCGAGUUCGUCGCGACCGCAGAUGAGGAGGGUCCGUCGACAAGCCCAACAUCCCUCGUGUCACCGAUGGCGAAACCGGCGCCUGGCACUACCCCGAUGAAGUUGCUGCAGAGAAUGCAAGCUCUGGCUUCCGGCCAUCGCUCACUGGGUCCCGGGUCUGACAUCCCGCCCGAUCAUCUGUCUUGGACGAAUGCCAACAUUCACUUCCUGCCUGAGCCUCAAAGUCGUUCCACGGAGGCGGACUGGGGCCAUGACAUGAUUUGGCAUCCAGGAGUCAUCCAGCCGGCGAUCCAAAAGGGUGAGUGGAUCGUGGUGGUCGUUGUCCCGGACGGAGGAUGGAUGCCACUCCCUCGCGGGUCGAAGUUUGACUUCCUCGACGUCGCUAGAAUUGCGGUCCUCCAGAAAGUGAGGGCCGAGAAUGACUCUUUCGCACCCGAAGACGUGUCCGUCAUUUCCACAGUCGGGCGAUUGUUCGCCGAACUUCAGGACAAGUGGUGGUUGGAGCUAACGGAGGACUACUACGACCUCGACACGAGCCCCUCGAAAGGAAGGGUGGGCUGGAAAAUCCCCCCUCCCAGUGAGACGCAUGUAAGUACAGGGUCCCGGGGACCAGACGGUGGGGAGAACGAGGGCGACGAGGCUGGGGGCGGCAAACGAGUUCCGGGGCGACAACACGAGGGCGACGAGGCUGAGGGCAGGUCUCAGGGCGACACCACGACAGCGGAAGGCAGCGGCGGGGUGGCGGGGGAGGCCGCGUCAGUAGUCUACCGGUCCCAGGCGGGAAGGAUCGGCACUGUCGGCGGACGUGCCCAGUUUAUCCGCCUUCUCCGUGAUGGCGGCCUUGGUUGCUCUCCGUGCCGGCUCGGUCGAAACGUUCAAGUCCGCCGGUAUCCGAACUUCAAUGCUUGCAGAGCGGACAAAGAGGACGGACGCGCAGAGCUGGUCAGGACCGGGGGUGGCGAGUCGUCAUCCCAAAAUAGACAGCGGUGCGGUGAGGGACGGGACUUCGCCGCCCGCGGGGGAUCGCCAACCGCUUCGGUCGGAGCGAGAGGAGCGUGUGGAGGGCCCGGCGACAGGGAGACGACGAAGUUCGCUGGGAUCCGAACUUCUUCAGGCAAGGCGUGUGGAGGGCCCGGCGACAAGGAGACGGCGAAGUUCGCCGGAAUCCGAACAUCUUCAGGCAAGGGGUGCCAACCAGGGAUAUUGGUGCAGGCGGGAGGGGCUGCGUGCGGCGGGCGGGAAGCGCAUUUGUCGAAAAUCGACACGGGUUCGGGCGAAGUGGCUGCAUUUCAUGCAGAGGAAGAAGGCAGGGUGAUGGAAAAAGAGAAGGAAGUGGAGGAAGGAGACACAAGGGAGGAAUUGGAGGAAGGAGGGGAUGAAGGGGAGGAAGAAGAGGAUGAAGGAGAGGAAGGGGAAGAAACGGAGUUGGCUGGGUUGCUAGGAGGGCAGGAGGGGGAAGAAGGUGAACUCGAUACAGAAGACGACGAAUGGACUUUCGGCGACGAUGAUGACAGAUCUGGGGAGUCGUCUGACGGAUUCGGGCAGCUAUACGGAGAACACCGCGAGGAAGACGACGACGACGAUGACACGGCACUGGGUAUGGAGACACAGGUGGUCACAAGCCUUUCGGCAGAACGUGAUGACUAUGAUGUCGAAGCAAUGACGUCAGCCGUCGAUCUCCAACACCGGUUUAAUGAAGCUCGUGUAGCAGUCUGCCUGACUAAGCCGAGUGUGCGUAUUGACAUCGAAGAAGUUAUCGACGGCAUCCUGGGCGACCACCACAUGUCCGCGCAGUCGUCCUCGACGCCUGGUGUCGACGACCCUCUCGACGCCAAACCUUCCGAGGGAUCUGUCGUCGAUUUCUCGCCGACGAACUCUCCGAUGCUGCCGCCGACCAUCGCCAGCGGAGGAGAAGGCGGGAUCGGGGGACGACAAGAUGUCACAUCCCUGAAAAAAACUGUCGCCGGCACUCAAGCUCUCGACGUGCUGGCCUUGCCCGCGCCAACUUCGCCGAUUAAGGACAGGAGAGACAAACCAGCUGUGCGGGCCACGACACCUGGAAUAGCAGUGACUGCGAUUGGAAGCUUGCGGGUUUUGGACGACAUUGAACGAGGCUUGGUGCCACCUGACACUGUACUCUCGACCCUCCGCGAUGGUGCACUGGUGAAGUGAUAUAUCCCUUUGAUGAUCCGACAAGUGGUAUCGGUGAAAGACAUUUUAGGGGCAGCCACACCCUCGCUGCAUGAAGCUUUUGCCUACCUUCUAGUCGUGCAAUCUACUUUUGCGUGUUAGCUUCCUCAGUACAAGAGCUCUACUACAUCCUAUAAAUACUUGCAUGAAUGCUAACGGAGAACGGAUGCUAAUAUAGAUUCCACGGCCCCUUCCUCCGCCAUUCUUCUUUCUCCCAUUAGCAGUUGCCCAACACCCUCCUCCCUCCCCCGUGCCCUUAGAGGUCAAAUGUUCAGAAAUAACCAAGUCACUCCCACAUGGUCAAAAAAAUGGAAGUCGUGAUGCGGGCGGGUAUCUGGAUGAGGACAAUUAUACCACAUGAAUGAUGAAUUUGUGGGGUUACUUCCAUUUUUUUGACCAUGUGGGAUAUGRACACACACACAACAAAGGGGUUAACCUAUGAGUUGACCGGCCACUAGGUCGAACCCUCGGGCUAUGACUGAGCCUAGUCCCAAUCAAGCUAAGCUAGUAAG
This is a messenger RNA of Chara braunii, 5885 nucleotides long. Lineage: Eukaryota; Viridiplantae; Streptophyta; Charophyceae; Charales; Characeae. The record is from the annotation of a GenBank genome assembly.